Cephus cinctus (wheat stem sawfly) is the source of this 4950-nucleotide messenger RNA. Its product is annotated as sorting nexin-13. Lineage: Eukaryota; Metazoa; Arthropoda; Insecta; Hymenoptera; Cephidae. The record is from RefSeq and is a predicted model, not a curated record. Gene Ontology annotation, molecular function: phosphatidylinositol binding. Gene Ontology annotation, cellular component: early endosome. The transcript is spliced from 10 exons. Bases 288 to 3620 code for a protein of 1110 amino acids.
CCCGUAUUCAUGUGAUAUCAAAAUAUUUAUUACUUACAUUUUAUUCCGAGCACGCACCGUGGAUCAUUUAAAUAAAUGUGUUCCAUUUUGGUAGCUUUAUGCGUAGAAACAAAGUCUUAUAUGCCACAACUUUUUUUGCUUGUGAAAUGUCAUUUUUUACAUAUGGUAUACAUAUACAUCGUUACGUGCUUUUGACGAAAGCCAGUUCAACAAUGCGUUUCAAUAAUGGUAUAGAAUAGGAGACUGUCAAUAAACUCAUAUUCAAUGCGCGGAACGUUUAUUCAAGAAUGCCAAGUAUUAAUGUACAUAACAAUUAUCAGAUGAAUGUGCCGCUGUAUGGAGUAGUUGGAGCUGUUGUGACUGUAUUUGCUGCACUCCUUGGCCUAGGGACAAUUUUGAAAAUUCUCACAUGUUUACUUGUAUUAAUCCUAGGAAUAUUAACUUGUAUAUAUAAACAGUAUUCUCCAGUUCUUGAUAAUGAAAUCAAAUCUGGAAAAGAAAACUUACAUAAAAAGACUGAAAAGUUACGACAGUUAUUGGACGAGACAUCCAAAAGAAAGGUGACAUUUACUUCGGAUAGAAGAGUCACUGGUAGUCACAUUAUUGAUGAGUCCUUACAAGAGAUAUUAGAUUUCGUUCUAAGAGAUUAUAUAGAACCUUGGUAUGGUUCCCUAACAGAUGAUGAAGAAUUCACAAAAUCAGUCAGGGACACUGCUCAAAAAAUCGCCAUCAACAUAGCAAAUAGAGUAAAAGAUGUUGAUUGGAUUCCAUAUUUGACAACAAGACUCGUUGAUGAUGCGGCCUCGCACAUGAGACUGUAUCGUCAAGCCAGGGCGAAAAUGAAACAGAUCAGAGCGAAUAGAAUUCAAAAAGGGGGUAGCAGAUCCAGCACGUCUGGUAGCACUCCAAAGAAAACGCCAACUCAUCGAAGAAAUAAAAGUGAAACUGAUAUAUCCUGGUACUCGCAGUCUAAAUUCUACAUUCCGAAUUUAUCCUCAUUGGCGGAACCAAUUGAAUCCAAUGAGGAGAAAGAGGAUGAAUCUCUCGAAAAGAUAUUCUUCGACCUUGAACUGCGAAUGGAAAAUAAUUUGAUCUGCAGAGAUUUAGUAUGUACAAGUGAAACUCAGGAGCUGGCAUUUCUGGGUGAAUUAUCGGAAAUUCUUUUGUACCUAGUACUCCCGAAAGCGGACUUUGAUUGUUUGACUGUAAGGUUUAUUUUGCGGGAAUUGUUGGUGAAUGUUAUAAUGAGACCGUUGUUAAACCUGUUCUCAGAUCCCGAUUACAUUAAUCAAGCAUGUAUAUGGCUGUGUACUAAAGAAAUCGGUUUACCAAGUGAUGUAUUCUUAACAGUUAUUAGAAUGUCCGAUAGCUUAGAGGAAUUAAUGGCAACAAAAAAUAUUGUUUCUAAAGAAAUAGCACAUUUGCGCUCUAAAGAUUCAGGAAGGGACGACGAUUUAAUAGUUAAACAACAACUGAACAGUUUAUUAUACGUAAAGAAGAUUUUAGAGACUAGAAUCAUUGGAAUGCAAGAAGGUAUGGAGUCAGAAACUGAUGGAAUUAGUAGCCAUCCAGACUGGAACAGAUUACUUGUUCCUGGACAUAAAUUAGUGAAUCUACCUCUGGACGAACUAUUAAAAAAUAAUAUUGCAUUGAGUUAUUUCAUUGACUAUAUGACAUGUAUAAAUGCUGAAGCAUAUCUUUUCUUUUAUUUAAAUAUUUAUGGAUGGAGAGUGUCCGCUGAGCAACAAAUAUCCGAUAUCGAAUUACAAAAGCUUCAAGGUGCUCCACAGAUUUUGCCAAGUAUUGGCGCAAUAAAAAACAAAAAUGCAGAUUUAGAAAAUCUGAAAGAGGCAGCAAUGAAAAUUCAUCAACAGUACCUGAGUGACAAGGCCACUUGCAGAUUGCAACUAGACGACACGUUGGUCAAGAACUUAGUGAUGCGUAUGAAAACUGGAUUAGUAAAGGAAACGUGGUUUGAUGAACUUCAAACUUGUUGCUAUGAAAAACUGCAGAAUGAAGACAGAUUUUUACCAGCUUUCAAGAGGUCUUUUUCAUACGUAAAACUUCUAGCCGAAUUAGAUCUAUUAAAAGAUCCUGCAUCUGAGGAUGACUCUAAAUCAUUGGAUAGCAUCAGUGUGUCCAGUAUCAAUAAUGAACUUGAUACUUUGGAGGAACUGUCGGAGACGCAUAAGGAGGAUGGCGAAAGACUUGUACCAAAGAAAGAAUUAAAAUCAAAUUCCCAUUCGAUGACAAGUUUAACAAGUACGAUUGAAAGGGAUGCUGGUGGUACUUACGAUGAAAUCGAUUCCGACGUGUCAGCAAAUUCAAAGGAUACUAGGAAAAUACAGAAUUCAUUAAAUGCCGAUGGUGAUAGGCUUAGUGAAGGGAAGGAUGUAACAUUUUAUCUCGAGUCAAGCACGGAAAGAUUUGUCAAAGUUGAGGACGCAACAAGCGAUCAAACCGCUAUUAAAAAAAUGCAACAAGGACGGUUUGAAAUUACAGCUGAAAUAAUUGAAACAGGAAUCGUAAGCGACAGAGGAAAGACCUAUGGUAUUUACGCGGUAGCCGUCACAAAGAACUAUGACUCGGGUUACCAGGAGAAGUGGCAUAUUUACAGAAGGUACUCAGAUUUCUACGACCUGCAUCAAAAGAUAAAGGAGAAGUAUUACGAUCUUGCAAAAAUAGCCUUUCCGGCAAAGAAGGCUUUUCACAAUAUGGACCGUGCCGUCUUGGAAAGGAGGAUGAUCAUGCUAAAUGCGUGGCUACAUCAACUCACAAAACCAACAAUCGUAGACGGUCACAUGGGUUUGCAAAACUUAUUAUUAGCGUUUUUAGAACAAGGAGAUUAUGAUAAAGGUGUGACAGGAGGUCAUAUAGCUAGGACGAUUGAUACCUUAGUAAAUCCCCUAAAGACAUCGAUGAAGACAAUGACACAAGCUGUUAAGACUAUGCCAGAUAACAUGUUAAGUACAGUAGAUGAUGUCAUGGAUAACAUAAGUAAAUUUUUUGGAAAUCCAAAAAAGUCAACUAUUUUUUAUGAAAGUGUGAAAGUCGGAGCUAGCAUUGAUGCCGAGACCGACGACAAUAUUCCACUGAGAAUCAUUCUACUCUUAAUGGAUGAAGUUUUCGAUUUGAAAGUUCGAAAUCAAUGGUUGAGACGUAGAAUCGUAACUCUCCUUAGGCAAAUUAUUCGCACAAUGUUUGGUGACAUUGUAAAUAGAAGAAUUGUUGAAUAUGUUUCCGUAUUAACAAGUCCAAAGAAUGUUGCAACGUACUUGAGACUAUUCAAGCACAGUUUUUGGCCAAAUGGAGUAAAAGCUGACGCGAAACCACCUCGAGAUUCAGAAACAAAAAAUAGAACACGAGUGGCAGCUAAAGUUGCUUUGCUUUCUUGUCUUUCGGACGAACUUAAGCAUAUCAUAGGUAGCGAAACUACACGACGUGGACUUUUAAGAGUAUUCGAACUUUUCCAGCGACCUGUACUAAACAGAAGACUGUUAUACGUACUCUUAGAAGGAAUAAUAGAAAAUCUUUUUCCCCAAAACGACUUAGUAACCAUCAUUAGAAAAUUGUACUCUGUUUCGCCUAGGGUGAAAAAUAAGAAUAAGACCAAAUCCUGAUAUACAAGUUAAUACUUGAAUACAAUGAUGUAGAUUCAUGUUUUUAUCAUGAAAGAAAUGGGUAAACAUUUCUAGAGAAUGAAGAAGUACCAUGCUGUCUCAUUAUUAUCAGUUAUUAUAAAAAACACUUAAUAAUGCAGUUAUAGAAAAAAAAAUGAUAUACCUAAUACCAAUGAAUAUUUACAAUCUGAAACAUGGAGCAGAUUACGUGGGCCAUUUUAUGAAGCCUUUGAAAAAUGUCUUUCUAAUCUCUGAAUCCUAGACAAAGAAUAGAAGUCUAUCGACGACUUUGAAAAAAUGUCCUACGAGCCAUAGUAAUUUUAAAUAUUUUCCUUGGAUGUUUGGCAUUAUUAAUACUCUAACGAAUAGUCUACUGGUAAGAAUGAUUCGAAAUUAAAGAUCUAAUGGAGUCGUGAUCAUUUAUGGAAAGUAAUGCCAUUAAUAAAUAUAUUUAGGCUAUAAAGAGUAUUUGGAAAAACAAUCUGUGUUUUGUCUUAAUUAAAAAUUCUAUUUGUCAUGUUUACGAACUCGAAUAACGAUAUGGCGCUUUAUGAACUCUCCGUACUAAGGAGAUCCAUAUAUAACUGUACUGGGUUAUUGUUAGGGAACAAUGUGUACGAAUAUAUGAAAUUUUCCAGAACUCAAACAUUUACAAAUUCAAUGCAAAUUAAAGUAGUGAACUUGUGGCCAAAAAAAGAUGCAAACGUAAAAGUGAAUUAUAAGAAUUCCUGUAAUUAAUAAAACUUAAAUCGUCUAACCAAGCCCCAUGUCGGGCUGCUAACAAUGUCGGUAUUACAUAAGAUAAUAAUGAAUGAACUUUUUGUGAUUACUUCAUAGAAUCAUUCCAUUCGCAUUUUAAGAUGUUCCAGGUCGAUAAUUAUGAUAAUGAACUUUUUUUACAGGCUAUCACAUAUACUCUAUAUUAAUAUAUUAAUCCAGAUGCAAUAUUCCGUACGAUGACAUUACACUUAAAUCGUUAUGUUUGCAGAGUAAAGGUAUCCCUUCAUUGCAAACUUUUAUAAAGCAUAAUCUACAAUGAUAUUAUAAUUUAUUAUACCCAAUCAUUUAACAAAUGACACACUGGAACGCGUGUGCCAUUAAAUUAGUAAUGUCUAUUUAUUUAUUAUACAGAACGAUGUAGAACGUUGAUGAUAGUUAUAAUCAGGGUAAUAUAAAUGAAAAAUUACUUAUUUAAAUAUGUUAAUAGCGAUGAAACAUAUUAGUGUAUAAAACAAAAACUAAUAAUUAUUGUAUACUGAUGUCGUAUGUCUGUAUAUAAUAUUCUUUCUAUCGUAUUAAAUCACGGUUGCUAUUACGUUUAACUAUUAAA